Messenger RNA from Condylura cristata (star-nosed mole), 2641 nucleotides. It is a transcript of the gene LPO, whose product is annotated as lactoperoxidase. The record is from RefSeq and is a predicted model, not a curated record. The transcript has 13 exons. Gene Ontology annotation, biological process: response to oxidative stress. NCBI's taxonomy places the organism in Eukaryota, Metazoa, Chordata, Mammalia, Eulipotyphla, Talpidae. The coding region runs from base 41 to 2179 and encodes 712 amino acids. Gene Ontology annotation, molecular function: heme binding; thiocyanate peroxidase activity.
CUGGCUGCUACCACGCAGAAGGCCGAGGCACUUGGCAGUGAUGAGGGUCCGUCUCCAUCUCCCAGUCCUCCUAGCUUCCCUGGCCUUGCUCCAGGGCACAGCACCUGCCACAAGUGCACGGGCCACCAGGACGGCCAUCAUCGCUGAUGCUGUGAGUCACGUCAAGGUCCAGGUCAACAAGGCCUUCCUGGAUUCCCGAACCAGGCUGAAGACCGCCAUGAGCUCUGAGGCGCCCACCACUCGCCACUUCUCAGAGUACCUCAAGCACGCCAAAGGCCACACGCGCACCGCCAUUCGCCACGGGCAGAUGUGGGAGGAUUCCUUUAAGAGACUAAGGCCAAAAGCAACCUUGGCCAAUGACACAGGCCCCAACCUGGACUUGAAUGCACUCUCCCGGGAAGUGGGUUGUGGCACCCUUGUUCCUCUGGUGGCAUGCGACAAGAAUAGCAAUUACCGAACCAUUACCGGAAACUGUAAUAACAGGAGGAACCCCGCCCUGGGUGCCGCCAACCGGGCGCUGGCGCGCUGGCUGCCUGCGGAGUACGAAGACGGGCUCUCCCUGCCCUUCGGGUGGACGCCGGGGAAGAAGCGGAAUGGCUUCCCUCUCCCGCUGGCUCGCGAGGUAUCCAACCAGAUUGCCGGCUACCUAACUGAGGAGGGCGUCCUGGAUCAAGACAGGUCCCUGUUCUUCAUGCAGUGGGGCCAAAUCUUGGAUCAUGACCUGGACUUUGCCCCCGACACAGAGCUGGGGAGCAGUGAGUACUCCAAAGCGCAGUGUGACCAGGACUGUAUCCAGGGAGGCAACUGUUUCCCCAUUAUGCUCCCACCCAGUGACACCAAGGUACGGACCCAAGGGAAGUGCAUGCCUUUCUUCCGAGCUGGCUUCGUCUGCCCCACGCCACCUUACCAGUCCCUGGUCCGAGAGCAGAUCAAUGCUCUGACCUGCUUCCUGGACGCCAGCUUAGUGUAUGGGCCUGACCCCAGCCUGGCCAGCCGCCUCCGCAACCUCAGCAGCCCCCUGGGCCUCUUGGCCGUCAACCAGGAGUUCUCUGACCACGGGCUGGCCUACCUGCCCUUUCACAGCCAGAAGCCGAGUCCCUGCGAGUUCAUCAACAGCACUGCCCGAGUGCCUUGCUUCCUGGCAGGAGAUUCCCGAGCUUCAGAGCAGAUCCUGUUGGCUGUUUCUCACACCCUCCUGCUCCGGGAGCACAACCGGCUGGCCAGAGAGCUGAAGAAACUCAACCCUCAGUGGGACGGGGAGAAGCUCUACCAGGAAGCCAGGAAGAUCCUGGGGGCCUUUAUGCAGGUUAUCACCUUUAGGGACUACUUACCCAUUGUGCUAGGUGAUGAGAUGCAGAAGUGGAUCCCUCCAUACCAAGGCUACAAUGAAUCUGUAGACCCCCAGAUUUCCAACGUCUUCACCUUUGCCUUCCGCUUUGGCCACUUGGAGAUCCCCUCCACUGUGUCCCGCCUGGAUGAAAAUUAUCAACCAUGGGGUCCGGAACCAGAGCUCCCCAUUCACACCCUCUUCUUCAAUACCUGGAGGAUGGUCAAAGACGGUGGGAUCGACCCCCUGGUCCGGGGCCUGUUGGCCAAGAAGUCCAAGUUGAUCAGACAGGAUAAAAUGAUGACAGGAGAGGUACGCAACAAGCUUUUCCAGCCCACUCACAGGAUCCAUGGCUUUGACCUGGCUGCCAUCAACAUACAGCGCUGCCGGGACCACGGCAUGCCUGGGUACAACUCCUGGCGAGGCUUCUGUGGCCUGUCGCAGCCAAAGGCCCUGGAGGAGCUGGAUGAGGUGCUCAAGAACAAGGCGUUGGCUAAGAAACUACUGGAUCUCUACGGGACCCCUGAAAACAUUGACAUCUGGAUAGGGGGCACUGCUGAGCCCCUGGUAGAACAGGGUCGAGUGGGGCCUCUCCUGGCCUGCCUCCUGGGAAAGCAGUUCCAGAAGAUCCGUGAUGGAGACAGGUUCUGGUGGGAGAACCCUGGGGUCUUCACUGAGAAGCAGCGGGACUCUCUGCGGAAGAUGUCCUUGUCACGCCUUGUCUGUGACAACACCCACAUCACCAAGGUCCCACUGGACCCAUUUCGGGUCCACAACUACCCUGAAGGUUUUGUGGACUGCUCAGUCAUUGAUCAGCUGGACCUCUCACCCUGGGCCUCAGUGGAGAGUUAGGAGCCUGGGCCUCACAGCCUCCCACACUGCACAGUCGAGCUUCCUUUGGUCCAUAUUGUCAUUUCAAGCGAGUUCAGUGGUCCCUUACUGCUCCACAUCCUAGCCCAGCCCUUCUCUUCAGCUAUGUCUGUCUACACUCACCACAAGUAUCUCUCACUCAAGCCCAGGCCAGCUGCCUGGGCCUUUCAUAUCUCCCUCUGCAUCCCACUGCCCACUCCUCAACCCCUCUGCCUGUAGGGCUCCUUCUACUAGGAUGUAGACCCUCUGAGAGGCCCCUCCAGUCUAGCCUGACAAGUGUCUCCCUGAAAAGUCUCACCUGAGGCUGAGGUGAGGCCUCUGCUAGCCUACAUUUCCUCUGCUUCUCCAACUUGAUUGUAAGCUCCUUGAGCGGUACUUGUGACUGUCCCCAGUGUCUCCAUGGCACCCCUCAUGGUGCUCGGCACAUAGUAAGUGCUCAAUAAA